UAAUUAUUAUUAUUAACAAAUAAAAAAAAAAACAAAAUAAAAAAAGAAAAAAGUGAUUUUUUAAAAAUAAUGGCUGGUCGCCAGAGAUAUCAGGCAAAUGCUCGUGAACGAGAUCGAACACACAGGGAUAAAAUUCAAGAAACAAAAAAAUCCUCAAUCUUCAGUGUAAAUAUGGCAUUCAGUGCAUUGAGAAUGCUGAUACCAACUGAACCAGCUGAUAGAAAAUUAUCAAAAAUUGAAACACUACGUCUUGCAAGUAGUUAUAUCAGUCAUUUAGAUGCUGUAUUAAUUGUUGGACCAAUUGAUAAUCCUUGUAUGAAAUUCAAAGAGAUAUAUUGGAAAAAGGAGGAUGAUACAUUUUUAAACAACUCUAUGAGACCAAAAGUCUGUACAUUUUGUCUAGCCAUGCACAAAAAACAUAGUGUUACAACAGGAUUGAUAGAAGAUUAUAAUCAAGAGUAUUAAACAAUCAGUCCCCAUGAAUAGUAACAGUUUAAAAAUUUAUAUUUAAAAAAUAAUAAUCAAUACUUAAAAUGAAAAACAAGAUAAAAAAAAAAAUAUUUUAUUUAUGUAAAUACAAGUUAAUAAUUGAAUUUAUAAAUUAAAAUGAAUGAGUGCUGUGUGAGGAAAUAGAUAAAUGAUAUAUAAACAAUUUUAAAUAUUUAAUUACAGUUAAGUAAAAAAUAUUUAAUAAAAAAAAAUAUG
Molecule: messenger RNA, 705 nt
Organism: Aphidius gifuensis
Lineage: Eukaryota; Metazoa; Arthropoda; Insecta; Hymenoptera; Braconidae
Product: basic helix-loop-helix transcription factor scleraxis
Exons: 3
Coding region: 70-465 (131 amino acids)
Biological process (GO): developmental process; regulation of transcription by RNA polymerase II
Molecular function (GO): protein dimerization activity; DNA-binding transcription factor activity, RNA polymerase II-specific; RNA polymerase II transcription regulatory region sequence-specific DNA binding
Source: RefSeq, a predicted model, not a curated record